Chelonoidis abingdonii (Abingdon island giant tortoise) is the source of this 3777-nucleotide messenger RNA. It is a transcript of the gene ANKRD34B, whose product is annotated as ankyrin repeat domain 34B. The record is from RefSeq and is a predicted model, not a curated record. Gene Ontology annotation, molecular function: protein binding. Lineage: Eukaryota; Metazoa; Chordata; Testudines; Testudinidae.
AGCAGCAGCAGUGGCGUCUCCAGUGCUGGGCUCUCUGCCGCCGCAGCAGUCGCAGCGCCGCGUGAAUUCCUGUGCACGGAGCUCGGCUCAUCCUCCGCCGGGCUCCCGGGGGCUGGGGACGCGCCUGCCCAGCAGGGUUGCUAUUGUAUGCUGAGACACUUGAUUCUUCUCAGUCCAGUGAGCCCCAAGAUGGAUGAAACGUACUGUAUGUCACCCAAUGAUUGCUAUUUCAGCCUCAGGAGUGUAUUUUCAAAGCAGCACAAGGAUGGUGUUAUUUUCGACAGCUAGGGAAGAACAAGGGCACGACUGGUAUGAUGGAUGAAGCUGUAGAGGUAUCAGCUGAUGGGAACUCCCUUAUAAAAGCUGUCUAUCAAAGCAGACUUCGCCUCACAAGACUGUUGUUAGAAGGUGGAGCAUACAUUAAUGAGAGUAAUGACCGAGGUGAAACCCCUUUAAUGAUUGCUUGUAAGACACAGCAUGUGGACCAGCAGAGUGUUAGCAAAGCAAAAAUGGUUAAAUAUCUGCUGGAAAAUAAGGCAGAUCCAAAUAUACAGGACAAAUCUGGAAAGACAGCUUUGAUGCAUGCAUGCUUGGAAAAGGCUGGCCCUGAUGUGGUUUCUUUGUUGCUGAAAAAUGGGGCUGACCUAAGUCUGCAAGACCAUUCUGGUUACUCUGCACUUGUUUAUGCAGUAAACUCUAAAGACCGAGAGACCCUGAAAGUUCUCCUAAAUGCUUGUAAAGCAAAAGGAAAAGAAGUAAUCAUCAUUACAACAGACAAGUCUUCAUCUGGAAGACAGACAACUAAACAGUACUUAAAUGUGCCUCCGAAUGACAUUGAGGAAUGCCAUUCUCCAACUGCUUGCACUUCCCCAUCAGAAAUAGAACUCAAAACAUCUCCACUUUCAAAUUCAUGUGAUACAGAAAAACCUCUUUUUAGCUUUAAAGAACCAGAUCAGCCUGGAAGCAUGGAAAAUAUAUCUGAGCCAGUCUCUCCUACUAGAAAACCAAAUUUAACACAUGUAGGACCUAACCUGGCACAAGUGCAGCGUCUGCAUUCUGAGUCUUGGGUAAAAAGCUCUCUGUUCCAUCAGAAUAAAAUUUCCUCUUUACAAGAAGAACUUCAGGAUAUAACUCCAGAGGAAGAACUGUCUCUGAAAGUCAAUGGUCUAGCCUUAUCCAAGAGAUAUAUUACCAGACACCAAAGCAUUGAUGUAAAAGACACUGCUCAUUUGUUGAAAAUCUUUGAAACUGGCUCAAGAAAGUUGUCAUAUGAGGAGAUAAAUUCUCAGCCACUUUAUGCUGAGGGAAACCAUAGCCAGAGUGAAAUUCCUGUGGAUCAGGAUUCAGAUUCCGUGCAAAUGAGAUUUGUUUCAACUCUGAGAAGUAUUAUUCAAAAAAAAAGUUUAGGGGCAAAUCACUACAGCUCUGAUUCUCAGCUAACUACUAGUCUGAAUCCUGCUACCACUGAAGAUAGCAAAUCACUUCUGGGAAAGAGAAAGAUUCUCUCUCCUUCUCCCUCUUUGUUAUCAAAUUCCAGAGAAUUGCUAGAGAACAUGCCUCCUGGUCCACUGAACAGGAGAAACCAUGCCGUUUUAGAGAGACGAGGGUCAGGAGCCCUCUCUUUAGAUCACAUUGCCCAAACUAGGCCAGGUUUUCUUCCACCUUUAAACGUGAAUCCUCAUCCUCCAAUUCCAGAUAUUAGUUUUAGCAACAAGAUUUCUGGAAUUGUUUCUUUUGGACAAAAAACCCUAAUUCCAACAGCACCUGCUUUUCCCAAGGAGUUCAAAGGUAACAAAAUGUUGGUAAGGAGGCAGUCAUUACAAACUGAACAGAUUAAACAACUUGUGAAUUUUUAACAUGGUUCUAAAGUGUUAACGUGUACAUACUUGUAGCUUUAUUCAUUUGGAAUAAAUAUACCCCAAAGCAGAGAGCCCACACAAGGUCCUCUGUACCACAAAGGCCCUUAACAUGGGAUUCUUGGAUGGACUCUGAGAUGAGUUUCAUCUUAGAUUUAGCAGAUAAAUGUGUUCAGCUAAAUUUACUCUGCUGCUAUAAUCUGCAAAGUGACAAAUAUACUUUCACCAUAUUCUUCAUAAUAGAAAACUAAAACACUAUGGGCCUGAUUCUUUGUGGCCCCAUACUUUUUGAGUCAUUGACACAAAACACUUAUUCUGAUUUGGUAGCAUUUUACACCCAGUAUGUACUCAGUUUGCACAGACAUAAGUGACUACAUAAAGUGCAGGGCAUUGGAGAAUUAGGCUAUAUGAUAGUUCCAUCAACGUAGGUAGAGGAGAAUAGCAAUUAUCAGAGCAGAUUAGUAGGAGUUACAAGCCCCUAAGGAACAGAGAACAGGCUUAAUGUGGGAAAAGUAUACAAAAUAGCUACAAUUCUAAAGUAAAACAGACCACAAAACUGAUACAAAAUAAUGUAUAAUUCAUAUUUUUAUUAAGCAACAGCUUCAAUUUAAAAACAAUCAAUAACAUUUCCUAAUUUUUGAUUGUUUUUAAAUACUGCAUAUUAAAUAAUGAAGUAACUUAUUAAACAAAUGGAUAAAUGUUUCAUCAUGAGCUGGACUAAAAUGUCAUACUUUAAGAUUUCCAACAUGUAUAUUUCUUUCCCACUUAAAGCUCAGACUCUGCUUUUGUCCUUUAAUACAAAUCUUAUGGAUACUCUAGGUUUUGACUCUUAUUUGGCACUUUUAUCACCUCAGUUCUAACAGUCUAUCCAUUUUAAAUUUGUUUUAUUUUCACAUACUUUAUACAAAUUAAUAUUUUAUUCUUAUUAACAUGGUGGUUGUGAAUUAUAUUUAAACUAGACACUUGCUUCUAGAAAUACUCAGUAGAUAUUUGUGGUGUUGCAGCUUUAGUCCUAAUCCAAAUAGUAUUACAAAAUGUUUCCUAACAAAAAAAUGUUAAUUAUUGUGCCAUCAGUAUGUUUUAUUAUCUAUUUGAAAUUUACAAUCCCUAUCAUCCCCUUUGAUGCAAAAACACUUCCUAAGUUGGAGAAGGCAAUACUAGCCCCAUGGAAAGGAUAAGAGCAUGGUUUGCAUUCAUGCAGAACCUAACAAUCUGUAGCAAAUGCUAGCCCCAACACCCCCACCUGCCCCGAUUUUAGAGCAUGGCAUUAGCUCUUCUACACCCUGAGCUGGGCCCCCUAAUCCAUGGUAGCAUGAUUGGCUGGGUGGCCAGGUGAUAUUGUCAUGGGUUCCUAGUCCCUGGCUCUGUCCUAGCCUUCCUAGGAGCAGCUAGGAUGAGAACUAAAGCCAUUGAUGUAAAUUUAGUGCAUUAACUUCAAAAGAAUUUUCCAUAGGAAAAUGUGGUUUUAAAGGUGACCGUCUCACCUAAAGUGAUUUUUCCCUGACUAUUCCAAUUAAAAUUCCAUGGAACCUCAGAUGUAUAGGUGACUGCUGGUAGUUGAGAGGAGUAUACACUGUAGAGAACUGCUCCCUCCUUUCUACCAUAUCUAACUCCAUUCAAGCAUGAUUACCACAUUUUUCCUUGCCUCUGCACCAUGCAGACAUCUGCGCUGCUUUGUGCUUACUUGUUUUUUGUGAACAGCUUUUUUUAUCCAGACCAUUCUUCCAAUGAAAAGCUCUUGUCACUUGCCGUUUGGUAAGAAAACUAUCUUCUAUAUACACAAAAAGCAACUAUAAAAGGACGUUAAGAUUGCCAAGUCAAGCACUCAAAAGUUAGGAAAUUCCAGAAAUUAAAGUUGUCCAGGGGUUUCAUAGCACUGGCUGACAGCAGAGGAAUUUUCAGACUCAGGAAUCGUAGGACU